Hordeum vulgare subsp. vulgare (domesticated barley) is the source of this 697-nucleotide messenger RNA. RefSeq names its product photosystem I reaction center subunit N, chloroplastic. Gene Ontology annotation, cellular component: chloroplast photosystem I. NCBI's taxonomy places the organism in Eukaryota, Viridiplantae, Streptophyta, Magnoliopsida, Poales, Poaceae. Bases 91 to 528 code for a protein of 145 amino acids. The transcript has 3 exons. The record is from RefSeq and is a predicted model, not a curated record. Gene Ontology annotation, biological process: photosynthesis.
CAAAAACAAAACCAUCACCCCCCAUCCCCCGAGGCCACCACACACGCGCGCGCACACACCAGAUUAUUCCAAGAAGACCUCGGGAGGAUCAUGGCCGGCGUGAACACCAGCGUUGUCGGCCUCAAGCCCGCCGCGGCGGUGCCGCAGUCGGCCUCGCCCGCGGCGGCAAAGCGCGUGCAGGUCGCCCCGGCCAAGGACCGGCGGUCGGCGCUUCUCGGCCUGGCGGCCGUCUUCGCCGCCACCGCCGCCUCCGCCGCCUCCGCCAGGGCAAGCGUCUUCGACGAGUACCUCGAGAAGAGCAAGCUCAACAAGGAGCUGAACGACAAGAAGAGGGCGGCGACGAGCGGCGCCAACUUCGCGCGCGCCUACACCGUCCAGUUCGGCAGCUGCAAGUUCCCCUACAACUUCACCGGCUGCCAGGACCUCGCCAAGCAGAAGAAAGUCCCGUUCAUCACCGACGACCUCGAGAUCGAGUGCGAGGGGAAGGAGAAGUUCAAGUGCGGGUCCAACGUCUUCUGGAAAUGGUGAAGCUGGUCGAUAUGGCGAGUGCUGAUGUAUGUCAGUCAGGCUGUACCUAGAUGUCCAAACUGCACAAGUGUUUCGGCUGUGAAGUCAUCGUCUCUGUAAUUUUAUCAUCAAGUGGAAUCCUGUUUUUCACCUGUAAUUGCACUAGUGGAAACCUGCAUAUAUCCUGUCA